AUGGUCUCUGCUGAAGCUAAAUUUGAUGAAACCCUUGAACACAAAGAUGAGGGGAAGAGUGGGACUGUUGGUCCAAAGUCCUCAGUGGAAAGGCUGGGAAACAAGACAAUCUCUGAUGUUAAAAGAAAGCCUCUAGUUUCAGAAUAUUUUUUAUAUAUUGGAGGCGAUAUAUUUUCCUUCAUUGGUUCAUGUCCAUCUGAAUUUCAUUCCUGUUGUUUGCAGGAGAAGCUACUUUCAAGUAAAAACAGGACAGAGGUUUCUGUCGGGAAGAAAUUGAAAAAACACAUACUUCCUGAAGUUGAGAAGGUCCAAAAGAGAAAAGAGAAACUGUUAAAGAAGCAACAUAGACAAGCUCUUAUGCUUGAUAACUUGAUAAACAUUGAUGGUCUUGGUGCUGGUCGCUCCCUUCGUGAUAGAAAACAUGUCACUUAUACCUUUGAUGAUUAUGAUCGAUCCAUUAAUGAGGCUAUCAAGGUCACCAAGAAGAAACAUCCUUCCCCGGAACCUUUUGACAGAAGAGAUCUUCAAGUGAAAAAUGAAGCUUCUACAAAUGGCGGAUGGAGUGGUCCUUCGCAAUAUUCUAGACGUGCCUCAUUCAGUUCUCUCUCCCCCGUAUCACCUGACAACGAUGAAGUUUUUGAUGACCACAAAGCUGAAACAUUGGAUUACAGCAAUCGCCAAAGGCAGAGGCCUCAGAGGUUGAAAGAGUUUGUUGAAGCUAUCUCGGAUAACGAGGUAGACUCUGAUAGUGAUGAUGAUAUUGUUGGCGAAGUUGUAUAUGAUGAAGAAUAUCUAAGGAGACGGAAACAGAGGAGGAAAAUAUCGAGUGGCUCCGAAGGAGAUGAAGAGUACAACUGGGAUGAAGAACAUCCCGAAGAGGAGGAGGAGGAAGAAGAGGAUGAUGCCUUGAGUACAAGUGAGGAUAGUGAUGAGCCCCGUAAAUUCAAAACAUUGCCAUCCCGCACCAGGAGAGAAACCAAAUUGAGGUCAGUCGAUGAGCUUCAGUCAGGCCUUAGACGCAGUAAAAGGGCAACCAGAACUCGUAUUGAUUAUAGACAGAUUGAGAUGUCUGAAUCAGAAACUGAAUCAAUGAAACCUGAGAAGUCAAAUGCAUUAGACAAGCACCCAACUGCUAGUGAUGAAGAGUUCUCGAUGGGAAGUCGGGAUUCAGUGUCGAGCAAUGAAAAGCACGAGCAAGUUGAUCAGCCUACCAAGGACCAACUCGAGACAAAUGAUGAGGAGCAAACACAUCCACCAGAAAAAUCAAAUGAGACAGAUCAAGACAAAGUUGAUGGUGUAUGGAAAAGGCAUUUUCUUGAUCUCAACGAGCUUGCCCCAGGUUCUGGCUUUGAUGACAUUCCCAAUUCUAUGAAAGACGAAGAUAAAGAUAAUUUCUGAAGCCCGUCCAUCAAAAGGCAAGGAUUGUAGCUUUUCUCACAAAGAAGCUGAUAUGUAUGCUAGUAAAUUGUGGGAAAUCCACUAUACAGUGACUAUUAGAGGGUUCUUCCUUAGCGAAAUUUAAACAUCAUUGUACGGUUUAUCUAUGUUUCGUUCUGGUAGAAUCCGCGUUGAGCAAGAUUAUGUAGUUUCGGUAAUUCUUAGUAUGUCUUGAUUCAUCAAAAAACAAAUGAUGGUAUGGAUGGGAAAUUUCCAGUGGGAGUUCUUGUUCAUUCUCAUCCAGUCACUGCAGUAACUUCUAUAACUGAUAGCAACAAAAGAUUUUGCUUUAUGAUGCUCUA
Messenger RNA from Olea europaea var. sylvestris, 1739 nucleotides. Its product is annotated as DDT domain-containing protein DDR4-like. The transcript has 9 exons. NCBI's taxonomy places the organism in Eukaryota, Viridiplantae, Streptophyta, Magnoliopsida, Lamiales, Oleaceae. Gene Ontology annotation, cellular component: RSF complex. Gene Ontology annotation, biological process: regulation of DNA-templated transcription. Bases 1 to 1398 code for a protein of 465 amino acids. The record is from RefSeq and is a predicted model, not a curated record.